AUGGAAUGUGUAGGCGAUGAUGUGCCUGUUAACAAAGGAGAUAAGUUCAGUCGUGAACAAGCGCCAAAAACAGAUCAAGAGAAGUUGGAGAUGGCAGAUAAGCCUUAUGCUUCAUUGGUUGGGAGCCUUAUGUAUGCUCAAAGGACAAAGAAUUUCAAGAUAGUUUACAAAAGGAAUGAGAGCUUAGAAUUGGUUGGCUAUGCAGAUGCUGAUUUUGCAGGGUGUGUAGAUGACUUAAAAUCCACUUCAGGUUUUGUUUUUCUAUUUGGAGGAGCUGUAGUUUCUUGGAAAAGUGUUAAGCAGUCCAUUGUGACCACCUCAACUAUGCAGGCAGAGUUCAUAGCUUGUUAUGAAGCAACAUGUCAGGCUAUUUGGCUGAAGAAUUUUCUAACUAGCCUGAAUAUUUUGGGAACAAUUGAGAAGCCUAUUCAUAUUUGGAAUGAUAAUAAUUCAGCCAUAUUGUUUGCAAAAGGGAACAAAAGGUCAAUCAGAAGGAAGCCUCUAUCGCUAAAGUUCUUGUCAGUGAAAGAAAAGAUCAGUGAAGGAAGCAUUGCCAUGGAUUAUAUUAAUACAGAGUCCAAUCUAGCAGAUCCAUUCAAUAAAGGGCUACCAAAUAAUGUUUUCAAGAGGCAUGUAACUAGAAUUUGCCCGCCAAUACCCAGAUCGUCUGUGUCUCCAUUGCUUCUUAUCAGGGACAGUCUUUUUAGUAAUAUAUUCUUAGAGGACGGUCCAAAGCUCAAAAAUUUGAAUGGGGUUUUGAUCAAUACGUUUGAAGGGCUAGAAGCAGAGGCAUUACAUGCGCUUAACGGUGGAAAAGUAACUUUCAAUGAUGGGUUUGGGUUGCCCCCAGUUUUUCCCGUUGGGCCUUUUGUGCCCUGUGAGUUUGAGAAGCUGCAAGGAGAUGAUGACCGCGACCAACUGAGAAACUGGCUUGAUGAUCAACAUGAUGGGUCAGUGGUUAAUGUGAGCUUCGGAAGCAGGACGGCCCUGUCAGGAGACCAAAUCAGAGAGGUGGGUGAUGGGCUGGUCAAAAGCGGGUUUAGGUUCUUGUGGGUGGUGAAGGAGAAGCUGGUUGAGCCAGAGGAAGAAGAAGAGGGCAAUUUAGUAAUUGGGCAUGACCUUGUGGAGAAACUGAAGGGCAGGGGGUUGGUAGUGAAAAGCUGGGUGGAGCAAGGAGAAAUCUUGGGUCACAGAGCAGUGGGUGGUUUUGUGAGCCAUUGUGGCUGGAACUCGGUGGUUGAGGCUGCAUGGCAUGGCGUUAGAGUUCUGGCUUGGCCACAGCAGAGCGAUCAAAAGAUCAAUGCAGAGUGUGGGCUGGGGUUUUGGGCCAAAACUUGGCCUUGGGGCGGCGGCGAGAAUGACAAGGUGGUGGUCAACGGUGAAGAGAUUGGCGAUAAGAUCAAAGAACUGAUGCAGAGUGAAGCUCUGAGAGUGCAAGCUGCAAGGAUUGAGCAAGAGGCUAAGAAGACCGCUGAAGUUGGUGGGUGCCGUGGGAAAAUGUUGAAGAGACUCAUUGACGAGUGGAGGAAAAACUAA
Molecule: messenger RNA, 1536 nt
Organism: Prunus persica (peach)
Lineage: Eukaryota; Viridiplantae; Streptophyta; Magnoliopsida; Rosales; Rosaceae
Product: UDP-glycosyltransferase 13
Exons: 4
Coding region: 1-1536 (511 amino acids)
Molecular function (GO): UDP-glycosyltransferase activity
Source: RefSeq, a predicted model, not a curated record